Rubroshorea leprosula is the source of this 1621-nucleotide messenger RNA. Lineage: Eukaryota; Viridiplantae; Streptophyta; Magnoliopsida; Malvales; Dipterocarpaceae. The record is from the annotation of a GenBank genome assembly.
GGGUUAUGCUCUUUGCAGACUUCAAAAACUUUUUACCGGAAGAUCAAGCGAACAACAGAAAAAAGACCCAAAGAAGGAUGAUGAAAUUUCCUCUGAAGCUAGUGGAGAAGCUGUAGUAGUUGAGCGGAAACGACUUGAAAAUAUGGAUUUGAGUAUUAAGAAUCUACUGAGCAGGACCACAAUCCAAGAACCUACUUUUGACAGGAUGAUUGUUGUUUACAGGAGGGCAAGUACAACACAAAAUACAGAACGGGGAUUAUAUGUGAAACAUUUCAAAAAUAUUCCAAUGGCUGAUAUGGAAAUAGUUCUUCCUGAAAAGAAAAAUCCAGGAUUGACUCCAAUGGACUGGGUCAAGUUCCUUGGCUCUGCUGUGGUUGGGCUGGUUGCUGUGUUUAGUUCAGUUGAAAGGCCUACGGCUGAUCUCUGGGUCCUUUUUGCCAUUGUAUCAACAGUGGUUGGUUACAUUGCUAAGACAUACUUCACGUACGUGUUUUCUUAUCAAUCUGAUCUUGUAAAUUUGUUCGUCAUUGGUAAUGUGUUGUUAUUCACUUUCGUUAUGUAAAAGCCGUGAUUUCAUCACAAUGUCUGAUGCACACCAUUUGAUUUGUCCAUGUGGAAACAUUCAAACAUGACUUGGUAACUUGAUUUUCCUUCUUAAUACUCUUCCUGUGUUAAUCCUAAUCUUGGGUACAACUCUCAGGUAAAGGUCUAAUUCCAAACCAAGGGCUUUGCUUUAAUAUUAUCAAGUUAGACAGCCACAUGAGAUAGGCAGGCUGCAUGAUGAUAAUCUGGUGGUUCUGUUUCUUUAGGUUGUUUCAGAUUUUUAAACUGUCAAUUUGGAUUUGAAUUUCCCUUCAGGUUUCAGCAAAACUUGGCUGUCUAUCAGAAUUUAAUUACACAGUCCAUGUAUGACAAACAACUGGAUAGUGGAAAGGGCACUCUUCUUCACCUGUGUGAUGAUGUCAUUCAACAGGAAGUGAAGGAGGUAAUUAUUGCGUUCUAUAUACUGAUGGAGCAAGGUAAAGCUACUAGUGAGGAUUUGGACAUGCGGUGUGAGGAACUAAUCAAAGAACAGUUUGAUGAGAGCUGUAACUUUGAUGUGGAAGAUGCAGUUCAAAAGCUUGAGAAGUUAAAAAUUGUUAGUCGGGAUAGUAUUGGACGAUAUUACGGCGUGGGACUGAAACGUGCCAAUGAGACCAUUGGGGUAACCACAGAGGAGCUUGUCCUCAAGGCAAAACAGGGUGUUGCUACUCCUUGAGUAUGGGUGACGAUUUCGUUGCGGCCUGGUGUGAGAUGGAGGCGUCGGUGUAUUUGUUAAUUUUAUGCUGAGUGUUUUCACCUUUGACUGUGUUAACCUAUGUAUUUUGGAUUCACACAUCUUUUAAAUUUCUUCGGUUUACCUAUUAUUAAUAAAAUAUCUUGUUCUUCUUUUUUUUUUUUUUGGCAAAAAUGAUGUCUUGCUUCUGUUCUGUACUGAAAAACCUAAAGGCAAAAGGUUCUUCCCAUGGAAAGCAGUAGAAAAUUGAGGUGUCACCCUCGCCUAUCAAUCAAACAAUGUUCAUGGCAAUAAAAAUACAAAAUGUUCAUUGUGAUUUAGGGUAGAUAAAAUUUUGCAUUUUAC